AUGACCAAGAGCAACCUAUCCAAGGACACCCUGCUUAUUGCCUACAUCUCUAUUGAAGCCCUAAUAGCAGUGAUCGCCACCUUGGGAAAUGCUCUGGUAAUCUGGGUAGUGAGACUGAUCCCAGCUAACCAGAACACUACUUUUUACUUCAUUAUGUCUCUGGCCCUGGCUGAUAUUGCUGUCGGCAUUCUUGUUAUUCCAUUGGCCAUCGUAGUGAGCUUGGGGAUUACAAUGCACUUCUAUGCUUGCCUCCUCGUUUGCAGCCUGCUGAUGGUUUUUUCUCAUGCAUCCAUCAUGUCCUUGAUGGCUAUAGCAAUUGAUCGGUAUUUGAGAGUAAAGUUUCCCACACAGUACAGAAUAAUUGUGACACGGAGGAGAAUCUGGAUGGCUCUGGGAACUUGCUGGUUAAUCUCUUUCUUGGUGGGUCUUGUGCCCAUGUUUGGGUGGAACCUCAGGAACCCACAAACCCCCAGCUACUUGGAAUGCUAUUAUCAGAAUGUGAUGAACACAGAUUAUGUGGUGUACUUCAGCUUCUUUUCCUGGAUCCUUGUUCCACUGCUGAUCAUGUGCAUCCUGUACACAGAGGUCUUCCGCGUCAUCAAAACACAGCUGAAGCAAAACACAACGUCCAUCAAAGGAACAAGAAUAUUUUACAGAAGGGAAUUUAGAACAGCCAAGUCUUUGGCGCUCGUCCUCUUCCUGUUCGUUGUGUGUUGGCUGCCAUUGUGCAUUCUGAACUCCAUCUCCUGUUUCUGCCAGACAUGUAGAAUACCUCCAGCGCUGUUAUAUGUAGGCAUUCUGCUCUCUCAUGCCAAUUCAGCCAUGAAUCCCAUUGUUUACGCCCUCAGGAUCAACAAGUUCAGAAAAACUUACAUCCUGAUUUUGAAAACUUACAUCUUGUGCAUGAAACAAGAGCCAGAUAUGCCUAAAACUGAGAAUUCAUCAACAGAUCAGUUGUCAGAGGAUAAUCUCUGA
Euleptes europaea (tarantolino) is the source of this 975-nucleotide messenger RNA. Its product is annotated as adenosine receptor A3-like. The transcript has 2 exons. Gene Ontology annotation, molecular function: G protein-coupled adenosine receptor activity. NCBI's taxonomy places the organism in Eukaryota, Metazoa, Chordata, Lepidosauria, Squamata, Sphaerodactylidae. Gene Ontology annotation, biological process: G protein-coupled adenosine receptor signaling pathway. The coding region runs from base 1 to 975 and encodes 324 amino acids. Gene Ontology annotation, cellular component: dendrite; synapse; membrane. The record is from RefSeq and is a predicted model, not a curated record.